Schistosoma mattheei is the source of this 1986-nucleotide messenger RNA. The record is from the annotation of a GenBank genome assembly. NCBI's taxonomy places the organism in Eukaryota, Metazoa, Platyhelminthes, Trematoda, Strigeidida, Schistosomatidae.
AUGUUUGUGGAAAUAACUGUCGCAGUAAAUUAUAUAUUAUCACAUUUAUACACAAAGCUUCCGAGACGUCGAGUUGAUAGUUUCGGUGAAGAACUUGAAAAGUAUCUUCUAGCCAAAUUCCAACACCAUUGGUACCCUAGUGACCCACUUAGAGAUUCUGCUUAUCGGUGCAUUAAUUCUGUCGGUCCUCAGGUAGAUCUUCUACUUCCUGAGGCAGCAGCUGUGAGUGGGUUAGAAUGGAGUGAAAUAGAAACAUGUCUUCCAGAAGGUCUCAUUAUAAGUGUGGAUCCAGGACAUGUGGUGUGCCAAUAUACCCAGUCUAACUGUACAAGUCAUGACAGAUUCCUUUCGAACCAUUGGCCAUCAUCACCAAUUUCCUUGUCAUCAUCUGGAUGUUCUUCUGCAUCUUCUAUCUCAUCAUCCAACUUGACAAAUUCAUCUCAGAUUACUCACCAAGUUCUUUACAGUUUACAAGGUGGAUGGGUUACGAACAAUACAAAUAUGUUAGAUGGAAGUAAACGAGGUCAGUUUCUAACAAAACUUAGACGUUUCGAAAAUGAUCAUGGCGAUUUACUGUCUACAGCUGCUGCUUUGAGUGUGUUAGUUGAACCUGAUGAAGGAAUCGACACCAAAUUUGAGCCUAAUACAAUGUAUGGAGUAAACUCCUUAGCUUUGAACCAUUCAAACUGGAACAAUGAAUCUUCUGUAAUCAGUACAUCUGUAAUAAAUCAAGAAGAACCUCCUAAAACUGAACCAAAUGAAUUUGAUUUAAAAUCUAUAAAUCCCCUACAAGCUGAAAUGUAUCAUGAGAAAGAAAUGUAUAAAACAAUGAAUACUUUUCCAUGGGGUGUUUCUGAAAACGUGAAAGAAUCUUUUUUAUCUAUAACAGGUAAUGAUCCGAUUGGCGGAACACCAUCAACAACUCAGUCUGUUAUUUUCAAUGCCAAAACAAAUACAUUCCAUUCAUUUCAUCGUUCCUCCUCUAAUCCUCCUCAUUCAGGUCAGUUAACAACAACCCAUGGUAAAGAAUUUAUUGCACUGUCAGGAAAUUUUGAGAAUUCAAAUGUUCUGUGCUCAAAAUCUGAUCAACCAUUCAAUCAAAUGUUAACAAAUCCAUUACCGAAAUCAUAUCCAACAUACAUACAACCUCUUAAUUCAUCACAUCCAUUCGUUCAAAAAUCUACAUCUACUCCAACAACUGUACAACAAACUAUUACAGCUAAUGAGAAUUUCUUAUCAAACGAUAGUGUUCUGACCAACUUUUUAACAAAUAACCAGCGUUUCGAUGCAUCGAAUUCAUCAAACAUGAGUGCAUUUAGAAGUUUUUUACCAAUGAAUAUUGAUAUAAAUACAACUAAACAAACCGGUUAUAUAACAAUGAGUGAAUCGAAUAUUUCUGAUCACAAUGAUUAUCUUAAUAUAAAUUUACAUGAAAAUGGGAAUUCAAUAUCUGAAAUGAAAUUUCUACCCAUUUCAUUUCAUCAAAGAAAUACAUAUAAUCGUAGUAAUAAUAACCACAUUAAUAAUAACGAUACUUUUUUAAUAUCGAAUUUAGAAAAUUACCUAUUAAAUUCAUCGGAAGAUACUAGUCCAAAUAGUGUUUUGGAGAGGAUUCAUUUGAAUGAGUCUACUGAAAUUAUGAAUAAUGGAGAGCGAAUUAAGAAUUCCGAUAGAACAAUGAGAAGACGGAGUUAUUUUGUCGAAAUAUAUAAAAGGAGAUACUUGCUUUAAAUUAAGAAUAGAAGAUUGAGUGUUCUUUUCAAACAAAUUAUUUUUUAAAUGAAACAGUUGACAAUCUGAUGUUCAGUUUCCAUACAAAAACAAUCAAUACUCAAAGUCCAUAUUAUGCUCAUUUAGAUGUCGAUAUACUAUUUGGUAAAAGAAAGUCAUCAUACAGCAUGUGUUAAUAUGAUUUUGAAUGAAUUAUAAUAUACCGUGGUAUAUAUCUUAUUUGUGAUAAAUUGUGGAUUUGUACAUGGAAAUCAG